AAUUAAAAAUAGAUAGACGGCGGCGAUUGACGGUGGGUGAAAACUGAAAAUCGAUACGAGGAGGAUCAUAAAACUCCAGUUUGUUUUGUGGACUGCGUAACCGCCUUUACAGCCACUCAUACUACUUUUCCUUAACAACAACAACAAAUAGAUCAUUCAUUCUUUCAAAAUAUAUCCCCCAAAGUUAUUUUAAAAAUCAAAUAAAUCUAAUUUUCAUAUAAAAUUAUAAUUGGAGAAAUGGGAACAAAUUCAGAGCUAGAAAGCCUUUUUCCUGAAAAAAAGCGCGUCAGAAAUCCCUUCGUCCCCAUUGGUGCUUUGAUCACAGCUGGGGUACUCACAGCCGGUUUAAUUAGCUUUAAGAAAGGAAACUCCCAGCUGGGUCAAACGUUGAUGAGGGCUCGUGUAGUCGCUCAAGGAGGAACCGUUGCACUCAUGGUUGGCACUGCAGCCUACUAUGGGGAGAAGUUCUAGUUAUUUUGACAGAUAUGUGAUCUGUGUUUUUGAAGAUACAGGAAUGCAAAGUUUGGCACAUUUUGCUGUUCUCAAUGUUAGUUCUUCAUAUGUGCUAUGAAACUGAAAAAUAAAAUUUUUUAAAUCUGAAAAAAGAAAUAACACAGGAUUAGGCAUUGAUUGGUUUGUUUCUCUUUCAUGAUCUUUAGUUGUGUGAACUGGGUUACAUAAACCGCCCCAUUAACAGCCGUUAUAUGUUUUAAACCCACUCUUGUACUUCAAUUAAACGAUGACUUAAAAUAUAAUCUUGAAUUUCUUUC
Messenger RNA from Erigeron canadensis, 770 nucleotides. Its product is annotated as RING-H2 finger protein ATL48-like. The record is from RefSeq and is a predicted model, not a curated record. The transcript is spliced from 2 exons. Bases 238 to 471 code for a protein of 77 amino acids. NCBI's taxonomy places the organism in Eukaryota, Viridiplantae, Streptophyta, Magnoliopsida, Asterales, Asteraceae.